GUCUCUCCGUCUCGCUCAUUUAUUCCCCGGCAGCGCUGGCAGCAUCGGGGGCUGUGCGAGCCCAGCAGCAGCAGCAUGCGUGCGGCCACCGAGGCGCAGGGCGCGACAACCACGUAAGGGACCGGCCCGAGCCUCCCUCGCCAGCCACCCGCGCAUCCCCCGGCCGAAACUUCCCUCUCCCGCACGGUCCGGGCUUCUCCGGGGUGGGGGGGCUUGGCAGCGACAGCCGCAUGCAUGACACUCCGCAAAGGAGAGAAAAUGACCAUAAGCAUCCAGGAGCACAUGGCCAUUGACGUCUGCCCCGGCCCCAUCAAGCCCAUCAAGCAGAUCUCCGACUAUUUCCCCCGCUUCCCCCGCGGGCUGCCCGCCGCCGUCGGCCGCAGCAGCAGCAGCGCCCCGCGCCCCGCGCCCGCACAGCCCGCGGCCAGCCCGGGCCAGGCGCCCCGGGACGAGGACGAGGAUGUGGACCAGCUCUUCGGAGCGCACGCAGCCACGCCCGCGGAGCAGCCGGCCAAGAGCCCAGCGCCCGAGGAGCUGGUGGACCCCGAGGGCUACGAGUCCGACGAUUGCACCGCGCUGGGGACGCUGGAUUUCAGUUUGCUCUACGAUCAGGAGAACAACGCUCUGCACUGCACCAUCAACAAGGCCAAGGGCCUGAAGCCAAUGGACCACAAUGGUUUGGCUGAUCCUUAUGUCAAGCUGCACUUGCUCCCUGGAGCCAGCAAGGCGAACAAGCUGAGAACCAAAACGCUGAGGAACACCCUGAACCCCACCUGGAACGAGACCCUGACCUACUACGGCAUCACCGACGAGGACAUGAUCCGCAAGACCCUGCGGAUCUCGGUGUGCGACGAGGACAAGUUCCGCCACAACGAGUUCAUCGGGGAGACGCGCAUCCCGCUCAAGAAACUGAAACCCAACCAGACCAAAAACUUCAACAUCUGCCUGGAGAAGCAGCUGCCGGUAGAUAAAACAGAGGACAAGUCUCUGGAGGAGCGUGGCAGGAUCCUGGUGUCGCUCAAGUACAGCUCUCAGAAGCAGGGGCUGCAGGUGGGGAUCCUGCGCUGCGCGCACCUGGCGGCCAUGGACGCCAACGGCUACUCCGACCCCUACGUCAAAAUAUACUUGAAACCAGAUGAGGACAAGAAAUCCAAGCACAAGACAGCGGUGAAGAAGAAAACGCUGAACCCCGAGUUCAAUGAGGAGUUUUUCUAUGAGAUAAAGCACGGAGACCUGGCAAAGAAGACCUUAGAAGUCACAGUGUGGGACUAUGAUAUCGGGAAAUCCAACGACUUCAUAGGCGGAGUCGUGUUAGGAAUUAAUGCCAAAGGGGAGCGGCUCAAGCACUGGUUCGACUGCCUGAAAAACAAGGACAAGAAAAUCGAGCGCUGGCACACGCUGACCAACGAGCUGCCGGGCGCCGUGCUCAGCGACUGAGGGUCCCACCCCACGGCCUCUGGGCUCCUGCCAGCUUUGGACACGGGGGAUGCCAGGCCAGCCAGGACAGCAGGACACCCCCAGCAGGGCCUGGCUGCAGGGAAGCCCUUCCCAGGGAGGAAGGCACAGGUGGUUUUGCUCUGGCGGCUUUUUCCGAAACGCCCCUUUGCGCUCACAGCCCCACUCUGAGCAUGCACGUGCACACCCACACUCACACUCACACUCAGGUGUGCACCCCUGCAUGCACUGCAGUCUGCCUCCUCUCCCAGAUCCUGGCUCUACUCAGUUACCUUCUCGCUGCCUUGCAAGUCAGUGGCAAAAAAAGAAAAAAAACAAAAACAAAAAAAAAAAAAGAA
This is a messenger RNA of Oenanthe melanoleuca, 1793 nucleotides long. RefSeq names its product double C2 domain beta (gene DOC2B). The transcript is spliced from 9 exons. Gene Ontology annotation, cellular component: membrane. Lineage: Eukaryota; Metazoa; Chordata; Aves; Passeriformes; Muscicapidae. The coding region runs from base 235 to 1437 and encodes 400 amino acids. The record is from RefSeq and is a predicted model, not a curated record.